Messenger RNA from Crotalus tigris (Tiger rattlesnake), 1254 nucleotides. It is a transcript of the gene PSMG3, whose product is annotated as proteasome assembly chaperone 3. NCBI's taxonomy places the organism in Eukaryota, Metazoa, Chordata, Lepidosauria, Squamata, Viperidae. The transcript has 3 exons. Bases 169 to 537 code for a protein of 122 amino acids. The record is from RefSeq and is a predicted model, not a curated record. Gene Ontology annotation, biological process: proteasome assembly.
AGAGGCGCUCUGCACACGCCUAGAGACUCCCGGCUUCGGGGAAGCGCUCCGCCCAGCUUGACGCUCCGCCCGGGAGCAGGGACGCGCGCAGAAGCAGGCCAGGCCGGCGGCGGCGGAGGAAGAGGCGGAGGGAACGAUCGCUUGGAGAGGCAAGGACCGAUUCCCGCUAUGGCAGCCCAGCCCAUCCCAGUCUCAAAGCAGACCAGGGAGGUGGUGGGGGGUAUCCCAACGGAGGUGGUGUGCACUGCCUUUGGAGCCACGGUCCUGGUAGUGGUGACCCAGUAUGGAAAGAUGGGGACUCUGGUCUCAGUGGAGCCUGAUGCGGUAGCUGAAGGGAUCAGCAGACCUUUGUGGACCACCAAAGUUCUCCUCGGCAAAGAUGAGCCUCUUGUCCACAUCUCCGCCAAGCAUCUGGUGACCUCGGUGUCUCAGGAAGCUGGCAACAAGGGCGUUCUACUGGCGAUGGCUCUGAAGGACAGAAGCAUUGAAGGCAUCCGGGCGCUGAAGGAACUCAUCCACCGGUGCCGAGUGUGGUGACGGUGGGCCAGAAAAAUUCUUUGGAUGCCAGAGAUACCUGGCUGAGGUUAAUUUUGGUUUGGACGCAGACUGGAUUGUUUACAUUGAGGUGUCCGACCUUGGCAACUUUAAAACUUGUGGACUUCAAUUCCCAGAAUUCCCUAGCCAACAUGGCUGGCUACUGGGGAAUUCUGGGAGUUGAAGUCCACCAGUCUUAAAGUUGCCAAGGUUGCACCCCGCUUUUGUACACGUUAACUUUUUUUUUUCUUUUAAUGACUUAUUUUGAAGCUUGAAAAUGAAUAUCUGUGGGUAAGCUGAGAAAAGAGGUGGAUUCAUUGUUACGUAAACAUUCAACAAUACCUGUUCCCAAGUUUGAUGUUGUACCUUCCUAGAAAUUAGCGCCAACAAAUUUCACAGCAGGUUUUCCUAGUUAAUUGUAUUUUUCUGCUGAAAUCCAUGGAAUUUUCAGUAGCUGAACAAGAGGCACAUUUUUCCCAGCGGUAACGUUUAACCCGCUCCAUUUUUUUCCUUACAUUUCAGUUUUAUAGCACAUCGGAAAUAGUUCAAAUCACAAACAGUAUUCAACUAUCCUCCUAUUGAGGGUUUCUCCUACACCCUUUCUCAUUCUGAAAGCGACCCAAAUAAAUUCAGAAUAAUUUUGCUGCCAUCUUCUGAAACUACAGUAUUUUGUUCUUGCUUGAUGAAAACAAUAAAGGAAUUGCAACAUGUUUAUAAUAA